Exophiala mesophila is the source of this 2386-nucleotide messenger RNA. RefSeq lists its product as uncharacterized. The record is from RefSeq and is a predicted model, not a curated record. NCBI's taxonomy places the organism in Eukaryota, Fungi, Ascomycota, Eurotiomycetes, Chaetothyriales, Herpotrichiellaceae. Gene Ontology annotation, cellular component: fungal-type vacuole membrane. The coding region runs from base 243 to 1847 and encodes 534 amino acids. Gene Ontology annotation, biological process: amino acid transmembrane transport. Gene Ontology annotation, molecular function: L-histidine transmembrane transporter activity; L-glutamate transmembrane transporter activity; L-tyrosine transmembrane transporter activity. The transcript is spliced from 2 exons.
GCCAAAUUCACCCCAGUCACCGAUUGCGACAUUGGGCGUUUGUUGCAUCAUUCAUUUCCUCUCUGUGUCAAUUCAUGACAUAUACCACUCUGGCUUCAAUAUAUGCGCGGGUCGAAACAGAGUCAUGGGCGAGGACUAGCUCCCCGUGAAACGACUGAACUGUUCUGAUUGAUCGAUUGAUUGACCGACCGACCGACCGACCGACCGAUUCAUCAUCUGCCCUUUAUCCUCUUGACCUGAAAAUGGCCUCAGGCUCCGCCUCGUCCAGCAGACCGCACUCUCGUGCACGUCGGCGUGCCCGCACACCCACCCGCUCCAAACGUGACCUCACUGGUACUGCAGGCCAGGCAUCAUGGGCCAGCAGUGUCAUUAACCUCUUAAAUACCAUUGUCGGCGCCGGCGUCCUGGCCAUGCCACUGGCCUUGUCACAUAUGGGAAUUCUUCUGGGCGUGCUCGUCAUCCUGUUCGCGGGAGCAACUGCGGGCUUCGGACUCUACCUCCAAACUCGCUGCGCUGCCUACCUCGAGCGCGGUUCCGCCAGCUUCUUCGCCUUGUCGCAGAUCACAUACCCCAACGCCGCCGUCAUAUUCGAUGCUGCCAUCUCAGUCAAGUGUUUUGGAGUGGGUGUCAGCUAUCUGAUUAUCAUCGGAGACCUGAUGCCCAAGGUGGUCCGAGGCUUUGCCAGUGAGGACAGUUUGGGACCUUUCAUGUUCGACCGACACUUUUGGGUCACUGCUUUCAUGCUUGUCGUCAUUCCAUUUUCGUUUCUACGCCGCCUGGAUUCGCUCAAGUAUACCUCGGUCAUUGCUCUUAUCUCGAUUGGAUAUCUGGUCAUUCUCGUUGUCUAUCAUUUUGCUGCACACGACACUUUGCCCCCAGAGGGAUACAAGACGCCAUUGCGUGUUUUCAAAUGGGCUGGAGUCGUCCCUACUUUGUCCUCCUUUCCCGUCAUCGUUUUUGCAUAUACUUGUCACCAAAACAUGUUCAGCAUCCUCAACGAGAUCCACGACAAUUCCCAUUUCCGCACUACCAGCGUCGUGACAGCCUCCAUUGGAUCAGCUGGAGGCAUUUAUGUCCUGGUUGCAGUGGCAGGCUAUCUAUCCUUUGGUAAUGAAAUGAGCGGCAACAUCGUCGCCAAUUAUGCGCCCUCUGUAUCAACCACCAUCGGUCAAGCCAUGAUCGUCAUUUUGGUCAUGUUCUCGUACCCCCUUCAGGUACACCCUUGCCGCGCCAGCGUGGAUGCCGUGUUGAAAUGGCGCCCCAGCGAUAAGCUAAAGUCCAAAUUUCGAUCUGCCUCUGGCACUCCCUCCGUGGAAUCGAGUCCGCCUCGUACUGUUCCACUUCUUGCAGGCCGCCCGCGUACAAGCGAGAUGAGCGAAACCCGCUUCGCUGCCAUCACCACCGUCAUCAUAAUUCUCAGCUAUCUUGUCGCAAUGACUGUCGCUAGUCUGGACCGAGUUCUCGCUUAUGUCGGGUCCACGGGCAGUACGUCCAUCUCCUUCAUCCUGCCCGGUCUCUUCUAUUACAAAAUCUCUUCACCCGACUCGCCCCUUCAUCAACGACUUCUCAAAGAAGAAGAUGAUUACGACGCUGAAGAAGGCGCCAGCAAGUCAGGCGACGAAGCUGAGGAGGAUGACAACGCAGCUGAUGACCAUCUUCGGGAAAGCCAAACAUUGCUGGCGAAUUCUGGCUUUCUAAGCAUCGGAGCUGGAAGUAUUUUGAGACGUACUCGAACCUUCCGACGCAAUUUGUUACGGAAGCUGAGCCUCGCGUUGGCAAUCUAUGGUGUUGUUGUCAUGAUCACCUGUUUGACGACUAACAUUAUCUUUAACGCUUCAGGACAUUGAUCGCAAGGCCCGCUCCCCAAAAUCCAGUACGCAGGUAUCGACUCCGGAGAAGCAGAUCAUGUUUGGACUGCAGGAGCAUGAGAGACCACACCCGAGCCAUGGUCGAUAAGUGGAAACACACUCCAAGUGACUCCAUUUCUUCAACCACUCGACUACGAAGAGACUUUGGAGCUGUUAAAUUUGGUCCCCAGUCUCACAGGCCGCUACAAGCUAAGCUGGUCCAUACGAAAUGCGUCUUGGAUCGACCUAAGUUCCAUGUCUCUUCAGCCCAAUCGCCGUGUCAGUGCGAGGCUGAAAAGCUACGUGGUCGUUUGCAUCCGGAACAGUACUGGUCUUCCACGCCAGCAGACAUUUUGAUUAAGUGAAAUUACGGCGUUGCGUUGUACUGCAUUGCGCGUCUGAUGAUAUAGCAUAGUAUCGCAUGGCGGAGCACAUUAGAGCAUAGCAUAGGACAGGAGGUGGAAUUAGGCUGGGGCGUAUUCAAUUAUUUUUACACACACUCACAAACACAUACCUGUCAUCUCUCCAUGUUCAGCGGG